Messenger RNA from Urocitellus parryii (Arctic ground squirrel), 3279 nucleotides. It is a transcript of the gene Thbs4, whose product is annotated as thrombospondin 4. Gene Ontology annotation, molecular function: calcium ion binding. Gene Ontology annotation, biological process: response to endoplasmic reticulum stress; cell adhesion. Gene Ontology annotation, cellular component: extracellular region. Lineage: Eukaryota; Metazoa; Chordata; Mammalia; Rodentia; Sciuridae. The record is from RefSeq and is a predicted model, not a curated record.
CCGGGCGGCGGCCCCGGAGCCCAGCCGCCAGCGCCCCCAGCUGCGCGUAGCCAGUACUCGAGCGCCCUCCCGACGGCAGCCCGGACGCCGCGCCCCGCUCACUGCCCGCACCGCGCACCCGCCACCUGUGCUGCCCGCGGGGCCCCGACCCAGGGGCAGGGCACCACUCGGGGACCCUGAGGUAGAGCCAAAGCAGCUGUCGCCUACGGGCCCCUCGGAGAGCCGAGAGAGCCAACAUGCUGGCCCCGCGCGGAGCCGCUUUCCUCCUGCUGCACCUGGUCCUGCAGCCGUGGCUAGGAGCCGGCGCCCAGGCCACCCCCCAGGUCUUUGACCUUCUUCCGUCCUCCAGUCAGAGACUGAACCCAAGUGCUCUGCAACCAGUCCUGACGGAUCCCACCCUGAACGAGCUCUAUGUGAUCUCCACCUUCAAGCUACAGACUAAAAGCUCAGCUACCAUUUUYGGCCUCUAUUCCUCAACCGACAACAGCAAAUAUUUUGAAUUUACUGUGAUGGGGCGUUUAAACAAAGCCAUCCUCCGUUACCUGAAGAAUGAUGGGAAGAUCCAUUUGGUGGUUUUCAAUAACCUGCAGCUGGCCGACGGGAGGCGGCACAGGCURCUCCUGAGGCUGACCAAUUUGCAGCGAGGGGCUGGCUCUGURGAGCUCUACGUGGACUGCACCCAAGUGGAUUCGGUUCACAAUCUCCCCAGAGCCUUUUCUGGCCUCUCCCAGAAUCCUGAAUCCAUUGAAUUGAGGACUUUCCAGAGGAAAGCCCAGGACUUCUUGGAAGAGCUGAAGCUGGUGGUUAGAGGCUCACUGUUCCAGGUGGCCAGCCUACAAGACUGCUUCCUGCAGCAGAGCGAGCCCCUGGCCACGACAAGCACAGGGGACUUUAAUCGGCAGUUCUUGGGUCAAAUGGCACAACUAAACCAACUUCUGGCAGAAGUGAAGGAUCUUCUGAGACAGCAGGUCAAGGAAACAUCAUUUUUACGAAACACCAUCUCUGAAUGCCAGGCUUGUGGUCCUCUCAGUUUUCAGUCUCCAACCCCGAACACACUGGUUCCCCCAGCACCCCCAGCUCCCCCAACACGCCCUACACGCCGGUGUGACUCCAACCCAUGUUUCCGAGGCGUUCGAUGCACUGACACCAGAGAUGGCUUCCAGUGUGGGUCCUGCCCUGAUGGCUACACAGGGAACGGGAUCACCUGCUCUGAUGUUGAUGAGUGCAAAUAUCAUCCCUGCUACCCAGGUGUCCGCUGUGUGAACUUGGCUCCUGGCUUCAGAUGUGAUGCCUGCCCUGUGGGCUUCAUGGGGCCCCUGGUACAGGGUGUUGGAAUCAGUUUUGCCAAGACAAACAAGCAGGUGUGCACUGAUGUUGACGAGUGUCUGAAUGGGGCGUGUGUUCCGAAUUCCAUCUGUAUCAACACAUUGGGGUCUUACCGCUGUGGGCCUUGCAAACCAGGGUACACUGGUGACCAGACAAGGGGAUGUAAAACCGAAAGAAACUGCAGAAAUCCAGAGCUGAACCCUUGCAGUGUGAAUGCACAGUGCAUUGAGGAGAGGCAGGGCGAAGUGACCUGCGUGUGCGGAGUCGGGUGGGCUGGUGAUGGCUAUGUCUGUGGAAAGGAUGUGGACAUCGACAGUUACCCUGAUGAAGAACUGCCAUGCUCUGCCAGGAACUGCAAGAAGGACAACUGCAAGUAUGUGCCAAACUCUGGCCAGGAAGAUGCAGACAGAGACGGCAUUGGAGAUGCUUGUGACGAGGAUGCUGAUGGAGAUGGGAUCCUGAAUGAACAGGAUAACUGUGUCUUGACUCACAAUGUGGACCAAAGGAACAGCGAUAAAGAUAUCUUUGGGGAUGCCUGUGACAACUGCCGGACAGUCUUAAAUAAUGACCAGAAAGAUACUGACGGGGACGGAAAAGGAGACGCUUGUGAUGAUGACAUGGAUGGAGAUGGAAUAAAAAACAUUUUGGACAACUGCCCCAGAGUUGCCAAUCGUGACCAGAGGGACAAGGAUGGUGAUGGUGUGGGGGAUGCUUGUGAUAGCUGUCCUGAUGUCAGCAACCCUAACCAGUCUGACGUGGAUAAUGAUUUGGUUGGGGACUCCUGUGACACCAAUCAGGACAGUGAUGGAGAUGGCCACCAGGACAGCACAGACAACUGCCCCACCGUCAUCAACAGUGCUCAGCUGGACACUGAUAAGGAUGGAAUUGGGGAUGAGUGUGAUGAUGAYGAUGACAAUGAUGGCAUCCCGGACCUGAUGCCCCCGGGACCAGACAACUGCCGGCUGGUCCCUAACCCAGCCCAGGAGGACAGCAACAGUGAUGGGGUGGGAGACAUCUGUGAGGCUGACUUUGACCAGGACCAGGUCAUCGACCGGAUCGAUGUCUGCCCUGAGAAUGCAGAAAUCACCCUGACGGACUUCAGAGCCUACCAGACCGUGGUUCUGGAUCCUGAAGGGGAUGCCCAGAUCGAUCCCAACUGGGUGGUCCUGAACCAGGGCAUGGAGAUUGUGCAGACCAUGAACAGUGAUCCUGGCCUGGCAGUGGGGUACACGGCUUUCAAUGGAGUUGACUUCGAAGGGACCUUCCAUGUAAACACCCAGACCGAUGAUGACUAUGCAGGCUUUAUCUUUGGUUACCAAGAUAGCUCCAGCUUCUACGUGGUCAUGUGGAAACAGACGGAGCAGACAUAUUGGCAAGCCACGCCCUUCCGAGCUGUGGCRGAACCUGGCAUCCAGCUCAAGGCUGUAAAGUCUAAGACGGGCCCAGGGGAACAUCUCCGAAACUCCCUGUGGCACACAGGGGACACCAGCGACCAGGUCAGGCUGCUGUGGAAGGACUCCAGGAACGUGGGCUGGAAGGACAAGGUGUCCUAUCGCUGGUUCCUACAGCACAGGCCCCAGGUGGGGUACAUCAGGGUGCGAUUUUAUGAAGGCUCAGAGUUGGUGGCUGACUCUGGGGUCACCAUAGACACUACCAUGCGUGGGGGCCGACUUGGAGUUUUUUGCUUCUCUCAAGAAAACAUCAUCUGGUCCAACCUCAAGUAUCGCUGCAAUGACACCAUCCCGGAGGACUUCCAGGAGUUUCAAACCCAGAUUUUUGAUCGCUUGGAUAAUUAAACAGAGGAAGCAACCUAUAACUGCUUUUCCAAAUGCUAAAACUAUAUAUUUUUUAAUUUCCUAUAAAUUUCUUUGUAUUUACUGUGGCUUUCUUUUACAGCCCAAAUAUAUCAGAACUUUUUAUAUGAAUGUAGAAAUAAAGGAGAAGACAUCAUUU